Gracilinanus agilis (Agile Gracile Mouse Opossum) is the source of this 685-nucleotide messenger RNA. The record is from the annotation of a RefSeq genome assembly. Lineage: Eukaryota; Metazoa; Chordata; Mammalia; Didelphimorphia; Didelphidae.
AUGCCCUACCCCAUGCAACUAGGCUUCCAAGAUGCUACCUCUCCUAUUAUAGAAGAACUAAUAUACUUCCAUGACCACACACUUAUAAUCGUCUUUUUAAUCAGCUCUCUAGUGCUCUACAUCAUUAUCUUAAUAUUAACUACAAAAUUAACCCAUACAAGCACUAUAGACGCUCAAGAAGUUGAAACAAUUUGAACUAUCAUACCAGCAGUGAUUCUAGUCCUAAUUGCCCUCCCUUCACUACGAAUUCUCUACAUAAUAGACGAAAUCUAUAACCCCUAUCUAACAGUCAAAGCUAUAGGCCAUCAAUGAUAUUGAAGCUAUGAGUAUACCGAUUGUGAAGAUCUAACAUUUGACUCCUACAUAAUCCCUACUCAAGACCUACGCCCCGGCCAACUGCGACUCCUAGAAGUAGACAAUCGAGUAGUCCUACCUAUGGAACUGCCCAUUCGUAUACUAAUCUCCUCAGAAGAUGUCUUACAUGCAUGAGCCGUCCCAUCACUAGGACUAAAAGCUGAUGCUAUCCCAGGACGACUUAAUCAAGUCACCCUAACAUCAUCUCGACCAGGAGUGUUUUACGGACAAUGCUCAGAGAUCUGUGGAUCUAACCACAGCUUUAUGCCAAUUGUCCUAGAAAUAACCUCGCUUAAAUACUUCGAAAAGUGAUCAUCUAUAAUGCAAUCAU